This is a messenger RNA of Ascoidea rubescens DSM 1968, 705 nucleotides long. RefSeq lists its product as uncharacterized. The coding region runs from base 1 to 705 and encodes 234 amino acids. The record is from RefSeq and is a predicted model, not a curated record. NCBI's taxonomy places the organism in Eukaryota, Fungi, Ascomycota, Saccharomycetes, Ascoideales, Ascoideaceae. The transcript has 2 exons.
AUGGAUGAAAACGAUCUUAAGAAUAUAGAGAACAUUAAUCGUGUAAAUAAUAUUAUUGAUAAAGAAUUGGGAGUUUUCACGUUCAAUCCCGAGAGUAGUAGCAAGAUUAAGAACCAGAUAUUGGGAGAUUUGAAUGAAUUGAACAAGUUCCAAGAGUUGAUUGAUAAAAGAGAUGAGAGUAUAAGAAACUUGAAUGUGUAUAUUCAUAGAAUAGCAGAAAGGGUUCAAAAUCAGAAUGUUUCCAGCGAACAAGAGAUAUUGACCAGUUUGUUGAGUCAUUUGACUAGUCAUUUCAGUAAUAAUAAUAAUAAUAAUAAUAAUGGUAAUGGUAAUGACGCUAAUGGCGUUAAUGGUGUUAAUAGAAAAAUAAUGGUAGAGAAAAAAGUGGAUGAGAUUGAUAAUUACGAGGAAUCAAUUAGAUACAUCAAUGAGAAAUUGAUUAAUAAUAGGGAAUUUAUUAAAUUUAUUCGAAAGUUGUAUGAAAAACAAGAGUUUUUGGAGAAGAAGUAUUAUAAUGAAAUGAACAAGUUGAUUAGCAAGAAAAUAGUCAAGUUUAAGGAUUUGAAUUAUCUCAAUGAAGAGAUCAAGUUGCGGUUUAUUGAGGAUAUUAAUAGUAAUAUUUAUAAUAAGCUAGUUCGGGAGACGUAUGAAAUUGAACGUGAAGAGGAUACCGUUGUUUUGUUUAAAGAGACAAUUGUUUUAUAA